CGACGAGACAUACUAAGAAUCCGGCUCGCAGAACCAUGAAGACGACUUUGGUGCUAGCAUUUGUGAUGAUGAUGCUCGGAGUGACAUUGGGUUUUGUGUUGGCCGAUGCCGAUGAUGGUUACCUAUAUGCCCUGCCAUCAGGUGAGCAGCUCCAGGAAAUCCAAGAGGUCACUCGUCCCAGGAAGCACCGCCUGAGGCCACGUGUCUACCCAGUGCAUCCCUCCCAGGGUUGCGGGAACUCGGAGGAGGCGGAUCACGCCGCAGCUGUCAUCACCUACCAUGCCAACCGCCCCCAACCGCGUCGCAUUUACAACCACCAGGAAGUCCAGGUGGACAGCUCGUUCUUCGAGCCAUCGCCGGAACGGAUCGAGGAACUCAAGCGGAUUCUGCUGGAUCAGGAAUAAAGUGAAUGUUUUUUUCGAAAAGUGAGAUUGGUUUCCUUAUGAAGGGAGUACGUGUCUAGACGCUUCCCUCAGUAGUGACCAUAUGUGAAUGGUAGUAUUCAUUGCCCGCCACACAGACCAUUUACGUUAAAACUCAAAACGUUUUCGGAGAACCAAAAGUGACUUUAAAUUUAUACGUAAAAUCAAGUUAAUUUACAAACAUGGCAUGAGUCAACUAAUGACUUAGUCUCCUAUUUAAGAUACAUUUUUGUGCCAACAUUUAGGGUAGUCUGCGAAAUGUAUUUCUGAGAUACUUUUUUCUUGUGAUCAAUUAGAACUGCAAAGUAAACAGUUAAGUGCAAUCUAUUUUCUGGGAAAUUUAGGAUGCUUAAUAAAUUUAUUUUUAAAUUAUUUCUUUGUCAGUUCUAAUACAUUUAGAACGUAGCUAAAAAUACCCAGAAAAGUAUCUCUCCGGAAUUGGUCUGCUUUCGGUCAUAAAGUGAAUGUUAAUGGUUUCCGACCAAUUAUAAGAAUCGAAUGGCUCCAGCAAAAAGUGGCUGAAACAGCAUUCCAAUCGAAACAACGAAAAUCCCAUUGCAGUUAACAAUA
Messenger RNA from Drosophila biarmipes, 992 nucleotides. RefSeq lists its product as uncharacterized. The record is from RefSeq and is a predicted model, not a curated record. The transcript is spliced from 2 exons. NCBI's taxonomy places the organism in Eukaryota, Metazoa, Arthropoda, Insecta, Diptera, Drosophilidae. The coding region runs from base 36 to 404 and encodes 122 amino acids.